Molecule: messenger RNA, 1572 nt
Organism: Rhincodon typus (whale shark)
Lineage: Eukaryota; Metazoa; Chordata; Chondrichthyes; Orectolobiformes; Rhincodontidae
Product: Zinc finger protein 706-like
Exons: 4
Coding region: 151-378 (75 amino acids)
Source: RefSeq, a predicted model, not a curated record
ACAGCCCCACGCGCGCCGGGCCCCGCCCCUUUCCGAUGCAUCACGUCCGCCGACGUAACACAGCCGCCGCCGCCAUCGCUGAUUGAGCUCGUUAUUCUGCUCCCUCGGUCUAACUGUGGUCUGGGCGCGCCAGCUUUCCUGACUGUUAUCAUGGCUCGUGGGCAGCAGAAGAUACAAGCUCAGCAGAAGAAUGCCAAGAGACAAGCUGAAAAGAAAAAGGGAGGAUCUGAUCAAAAAGCAGCUGCAAAAGCAGCACUUGUGCACACAUGUCCUGUUUGCAAGACACAGAUGCCAGAUCCUAAAACUUUCAAACAACACUUUGAGAGUAAACACCCUAAAUCUCCAUUGCCUCCUGAAUUAGUUGAUGUACAGGCAUAAAAAGAAAACAAGACUUGGAUUUGGACUUGGAAUUCUGCUGACAUGAUGCACUGAAUCAACUACAAGGCCUGGAAAAGAUGAAGGAUAUUUGAUUCUUCAACCUUUUCCCUUUCUACUUACUACUGAACUGUUGAUGUUUAUUCCUUUCAUGUUUUGGGGGCAAGGGAGCAUUGGAAUGAAGAUUUUUUUUUUUUGUUCAGAAAUUACAAAGCUGCCAAUUCUUCAAGUGAGUUGGGUGAGAAAGUGGUACUAAUGUAGUGAUAGACCAGUACUAAUAUUUGCUUCUCUUCCAUUCACUGCUAUUAAGCACUGGCAUCAUUGUGAUACUUGUACUGCUGGAGACAAAUGCAAAACUGUAAUCUUAUCUAUCUACAAUUAAUCGGUUUUGCGGGAACCUCUUGGUGAAUAUUGUUGCUUUACAAGUUUAGUUAGGUUAGUGUACUUGUCACUAACAAAAUACCUUGCUAAACAUGGGCUGGUCAUCUACAAUAGGAUUUGUAUCCAUUUUGGCCUGUAUUCAGCACCUUCUUUGUAGAAGGGUUGUUGCAAUAUUAAAAUUUGUUCCCCUGUUGCAAUCUUCACUUGAUUGAUCAAAACAUGAAGAUGUCUAAAGAUGAUAGACUCUCAAGUGGAUAUUUCCAAGGAUUGCAGAAUAUUUAAACUCAUAACCACUUCUCUCAAGUGCUUGAUUGCCUGGAAAAUAAGUUUUCAGCUGAGCUCCAUAAUUUUUCUGUUGCAAGUAUACUGUAGCAUCCCUAUGAGUUUAAAAUACAUUAAUGUGGAGCAGACAGUUGAAGAGCCACUGUCUCGCUGCAUAAAUGCUAAUAAAUGAAUGUGUUGGAGCUUUGUUUUCUAACUUGCUUUGCAGCUUAAAAUUGUAGCAUUAACAUCUUAUUGCAAAGCUGGCAUGUUGAUAUGUGACAUGUCUUAACUAGUUGUGGUUUUUGUCUGAAACUUUAGUUUGAAGGGGUUUCUCAGAAAUAGUGAAGCUGAUCCUUAAAUUGACUUUUUCCUAUUUAAAAUCACAAUAACUACGAUUGCAAUAGCUUGUAUAUUCACCUAGUUCUGCUCCUAAUCCUUUAGCCCUGUUUUUCUGUAGCAAUUUUGCAUAGUCAUACACAUGCAGUAUUUUGUGAUUUAUUGGAGCUCAUUGUAAUUUCUUUAAUAAAUAUCAGAAGCACAUUUUCUUGUAAA